GGUUUAAAUGGCACUCGAAAUAUGUCUUUGGAGGAAAUUGUAGCUAUGUUCUUGUACACGUUGGCACAUCAUUUGAAAAAUAGGACAAUUAGAAGUCAUUUCUUUCGAAGUGGAGAAAGUGUUAGUAGAAACUUCCACCGAUGUCUUCUUGCCGUGUUAAAACUACAUACACACUUGCUAAAAAAGCCGACACCUAUAACAGAAGAUUGUGAAGUGGAUAGAUGGAAAUGUUUUAAGAAUUGUUUAGGAGCCUUAGAUGGCACUCAUAUUAGUGUUCAUGUGCCAAGUGAGGAUAGAGCAAGAUAUCGGACAAGGAAAGGUUCUAUUGCUAUGAAUGUGUUAGGUGUAUGUAACCCUAAUUUGGAGUUCAUAUAUGUUCAACCUGGUUGGGAAGGAUCCGCUCAUGAUGGUCGUGUCCUUCGAGAUGCUAUUACUAGGCCUAAUGGUUUAAAAGUGCCGCAAGGAUGAAUGUUGGUCAAUUUGUUCAAAGUGGAAGAGGGAAAAACAAGCGAUCAUGGAAUAAAUCUGAGGAAGAGUGUUUGAUUAAUGGUUUGUUGGAGAUGAGUGCCGAUCCUUCAUGGAAAGCUGAUGGGAGUUUCAAAGGUGG
Molecule: messenger RNA, 607 nt
Organism: Amaranthus tricolor (Joseph's coat)
Lineage: Eukaryota; Viridiplantae; Streptophyta; Magnoliopsida; Caryophyllales; Amaranthaceae
Product: protein ALP1-like
Exons: 3
Coding region: 22-468 (148 amino acids)
Source: RefSeq, a predicted model, not a curated record